GGGAUCACAUGGCGAUCUGCACGGCUUAGCGGUGGAAGAUUGACACCUGGACACGGAGCGAACUGGACACGGGGACGCUUUCUUUAAGCGGACACCAAUGGCCCCAGUCACCCAGGAGCAACUCUCUAAGUUCCACCAGGAGGGCUUCCUGGUCCUUGAACGGUUUUUCAGCCUGGAAGAAUGUGACGCAAUGAAGGCCCAGAUCCGAAAGAUUGUUGCUUCUAUGGACGUGCCACCCCACUGCCGAACCGAGUUUUCAACCAAGGAGACGGAACAGCUCCAGGCCCAGGGCUCCACAGAAUAUUUUCUCACCAGUGGAGACAAAAUCAGAUUCUUUUUUGAAAAAGGUGUUUUUGAUGAAAAAGGGGAUUUUCUUGUCCCAAAGGAGAAAUCUAUCAACAAAAUUGGUCAUGCGUUGCACGCCCACGAUCCUGUCUUCAAGCAAGUGACCCAUGCGGCGAAAGUGCAGGCCUUGGCAAGAGAAUUGGGCCUUGAGAACCCCAUGGUGGUGCAAAGCAUGUACAUCUUCAAGCAAGCUGGCAUUGGCGGCGAAGUGACCCCCCACCAAGAUGCCACUUUUUUGCACACAAAACCUUUGGGCAAAGUUAUGGGUCUCUGGAUCGCUCUGGAGAACGUCACGCAAGAGAAUGGCUGUUUGUGGUUUGUUCCCGGCUCGCACACAACUGGCAUCACGCGACGGAUGGUCCGAACUCCUCCUGGGACGAUCCCUUGCAUCGAUUUUGUCGGCACGGAGCAAGCAUAUGACGACUGCCGGUUUGUCCCUGUGCCCGUGGGCAAAGGGGGCUUAGUACUUAUCCACGGCGAGGUGGUGCACAAAAGUGAAGCCAACUAUUCUGAAGAGUCCCGCGAGGUCUACACCUUCCAUCUGAUGGAGGACAAGGAUGCUGUUUGGAGCCCUGAGAACUGGAGCAGCAGAGAACUGUGGACCAUUGUUUUGGGAAGAUCAGCUUUGAGGGAACCGGCCCAGAUUGCAGAAGAGUUGAAUAAACACUGGCAGAGGCUGCUGGAAGGACUUUGUUACUACAAGCCACCUAGUUCAAAUUCAGCAGAAAUAGUGAAAGCUGAUAAAAAUGUGCCUGCUUCAUUGAAGGAACUGGGCCUCAGAGUCAGCAAGUUUUUGGGUUUGGAUGAAGAUCAAAGUGUGCAGCUCUUACAGUGUUAUCUUCAAGAGGAUUAUAGAGGGACUAGAGAUUCAUUAAAGACUGUGCUGCAAGAUGAGAGGCAGAGCCAAACUCUGUUACUGAAGAUUGCUGAUUACUACUAUGAGGAACGGUUUUGUAUUCUUCGGUGUGUUCUCCACAUCCUCACCUAUUUCCAGGAUGAGAGGCACCCUUACAUGGUCCCGUAUUCGCAGUGUAUGGAAAAAUUGGAUAAGGAACUGGUUCCUAAUUACCGGAAACAGUUUGAAGAGCUGUAUAAAGCAGAAGCGCCUACGUGGGAGACACAUGGAAGUCUAAUGACGGAGCGGCAAGUCUCCCGCUGGUUCGUGCAGUGCCUCCGUGAACAAUCAAUGUUGCUGGAAAUCAUCUUCCUUUACUACGCCUAUUUUGAGAUGACCCCUGAGGAACUGCUGACUUUUGCCAAGAUGUUCAAAGAGCAGGGGUUUGGUUCUCGGCAGACCAACAGGCACCUGGUUGACGAAAGUAUGGAUCACCUGGUUGAUCGGAUUGGGUAUUUCAGUGCUUUAAUUCUAGUGGAAGGCACAGAAAUCGAUUCUUUGCACGAACGCUUGUUGGACGACAGGAAAGAGGAACAUAAAUUUGCUGGCAAUGGUCAGGUCCGCCAGGAAAUGGAUCGCCUGCUGCUAACUCUUGGGGAUGUUCCCCAUCAUGCCCCUAUCCUCUUGGCCUGGGCCUUACUCCGCCACACGUUGAGCACUGAUGGGUCAACCAGUGUGAUCAGGCGAAUGGGAAGCACUGCAAUUCAGAUGAACGUGUUUCAGUAUUUGACGAAGCUGCUCCAGGCCAUAAGUAGUGAAGGAAAUUGUAUUUCCAGCACCGCCUGCAUGUGCAUUUACGGCCUACUCUCCUUUGCCCUGACUUCUCUGGAGCUGCACACGCUGGGCAAUCAGCAGGACAUAAUUGAUACAGCAUGUGAAGUUUUGGCAGCUUCAAGCAUUCCUCCACUGUUCUGGAAAACUGAACCGACAGCAGGUCUGGGCAUUAUUUUGGAUAGCGUAUGUGGCAUGUUUCCACACCUCCUCUCCCCUCUUCUUCAGUUACUCACUGCGCUCGUUUCAGACAAGUCUACGGCAAAAAAGGUUUACACCUUUCUGGACAAGAUGUCGUUCUACAUUGAGCUUUAUAAGCACAAACCAGCAGAUGUAAUCUCUCACGAAGAUGGGACCCUGUGGAGGAGGCAGACACCCAAAUUGCUCUAUCCCCUCGGGAUGGGACAAACCAACCUUAGGAUCCCUCAGGGAACGAUUGGUCAGGUGAUGCUGGACGACCGGGCUUAUUUGGUACGAUGGGAGUAUUCCUAUAGCAGUUGGACGCUCUUCACGUGUGAGAUUGAGAUGCUGUUGCAUGUGGUGUCCACGGCUGAUGUCAUCCAGCAUUGUCAGAGGGUUAAGCCCAUCAUUGAUCUAGUUCACAAAGUCAUCAGCACCGAUGUGUCGAUCGCAGAUUGCCUUCUGCCAAUUACAUCGCGGAUCUACAUGCUGCUGCAAAGGUUAACUACUGUGAUUUCUCCCCCGGUUGAUAUUAUUGCCUCUUGUGUCAAAUGCUUAACGGUGCUGGCUGCCCGGAUGCCUGCCAAGGUCUGGACUGACCUUCAUCAUACUGGCUUUUUACCAUUUGUGGCAAAUCCGGUUUCUAAUAUGGGUCACAUGAUCAGUGCAGAGGGAAUGAAUGCCGGAGGCUAUGGGAACUUGCUGAUGGGCAUUGAGCAGCCCCAAGGCGAAUAUGGCGUGACAAUCUCCUUCCUGAAUUUAGUCAUGACGCUAGUCCGGGGGCAGCUUGGCAGCACCCAGAGCCACGGUCUGGUGCCAUGCAUCGUAUUCGUCCUGAAGGAAAUGCUGCCAAAUUAUCACAAGUGGCGCUAUAACUCCCAUGGAGUGAGAGAAAAAAUUGGAUAUCUUAUCCUACAGCUGAUCCAUGCAAUUUUGAAUUUGUAUCCUGAAAUGGAUCCUCAUAGCAGCAGUGCCCCGAGCCUCCAGUCCCUUUGCAUCUUCAGCCUGGCCAAUACUGAAGCAGGCCAGGCGGUCAUCAGCAUCAUGGGCAUUGGGGUGGACACCAUUGAUAUGGUGAUGGCCAGCCAGUCCUGCAGCGAUGGUGAAUCUCCAGGCCAGCUGCUGAUCCAGACGGUGAAACUGGCAUUCUCGGUCACCAAUAACGUCAUCCGGUUAAAGCCACCAUCCAGUGUAGUGUCACCUCUGGAACAUGCUCUGACUCAGCACGGGGCCCACCGGAACAACCUGAUCGCUGUCUUGGCCAAGUACAUCUACCACAAACACGACCCAGCCUUGCCCCGUCUAGCCAUCCAGCUCCUGAAGCGGCUGGCGACCGUGGCUCCAAUGUCUGUCUACGCCUGUCUUGGCAGCGAUGCCUCAGCCAUCCGCGAUGCCUUCCUGACCCGUCUGCAAAGCAAAAUCGAGGACAUGCGCAUUAAAGUCAUGAUUCUCGAUUUCCUCACGGUUGCAGUGGAAACCCAGCCGGGGCUCAUCGAAUUAUUUCUUAAUCUAGAAGUGAAAGAUGGGAGCGAUGGCUCCAAGGAAUUCAGCUUGGGGGAAUGGAGCUGCCUCCACGUGGUCCUGGAGCUGAUUGACUCCAAGCAACAGGAGCGGUACUGGUGCCCCCCCCUUCUGCAGCGAGCCACCAUUGCUUUCCUCCACGCCCUGUGGCAGGACCGCCGAGACAGCGCCAUGCUAGUUCUCCGGACCAAGCCAAAGUUUUGGAGAAACUUAACCAACCCAUUGUUUGGAACUCUUCCUCCGCCCUCUGAAACGUCUGAGCUCAGUGUCUUGGACACCUGUGCCUUGAUAAUGAAAAUAAUUUGUCUGGAGAUUUACUCUGUGGUCAAGGGAUCUCUGGACCAGUCCCUGAAAGACACGCUCAAGAAGUUUUCGACGGAAAAGCGCUUUGCCUACUGGUCGGGCUACGUGAAGUCCCUGGCUUUCCACGUGGCAGAGACAGAGGGCAGCGGCUGUGCCUCCAUGACCGAGUACCAGAUGUUGAUCUCAGCAUGGCGCAUGUUGCUGGUUGUUUCCACCCGCCAUGCUGACAUCGUGAACUUGACUGACUCAGAGAUUCAGCAGCUGUUUCUGGACGUCCUGAAUGGUACCAAGGCUUUGCUGCUGGUUCCCACUUCCGUGUGCUGCCUGCAACUGGGAUCCAUGCUGUGUACCCUUCUGUUAAUUCUGCUGCGACAGUGGAGGAGCAAGUUGGGCUCUGUGGAUGAAAUCAUCAAUUCCUUGACGAAGAUCCUGGAUGGAGUGCUUCAAGCUGACCAGCAGAUGAUGGAGAAGACCAAAGCCAAAAUCUUCUCUGCGCUCAUCACCAUCCUGCAGAUGAAAGAAAUAAAAGCCAGUGAGAUCCCUCAGUAUUCCCAGCUGGUGCUGAGUGUGUGCGAAACGCUCCAGGAGGAAUUCAUCGCCCUCUUUGACCACACUCGGCAUUGCCUGACGUCGGGAGAGUCCCUUGAGGACAAAGACAGCAUGGAAACGGAUGACGUCUCCCGGCAUAAGCAGAAGGACCAACGGGAUGGGGUGUGCGUGCUGGGCCUUCACUUGGCGAAGGAGCUCUGCGAGGUGGACGAGGAUGGAGACUGCUGGCUGCACGUGACUCGGACGAUCCCGUUGCUCCCCACUCUCUGCACCACCUUGGAGAUCAGCUUGAGGCUGAAGCAAAAUUUGCACUUCACCGAAGCCUCGCUCCACCUGCUUCUGACAUUGGCCAAGACUCAGCAGGGAGCGUCAGCAGCGGCCACCGCGGGCAUCCUUCACAGUAUCUGUCUACCCCUCCUGAGUGUCUACCAGCUGAGCAGUAAUGGAGGGGGUCAGGUCCCGGUUUCAUCGCGGAGGUCUUUGGAUGGCCCAUCAUGGCCCGGCAUCUAUCGCCUCUCCAUAUCGCUGAUGGAGCGCCUGCUGAAGACCCUCCGGUACAACUUCCUCACCGACGCCUUGGACUUCGUGGGCGUCCAUCAAGAGAGGAUCCUCCAGUGCUUGAAUGCAGUCCGGACAGUGCAGAGUCUAGCCUGCCUGGAAGAAGCCGAUCAUACUGUGGGGUUCCUCCUCCAGCUUUCUAACUUCAUGAAGGAAUGGCAUUUCCAUUUGCCCCAGCUCCUGAGAGAUGUGCAGGUCAAUUUGUGUUACUUGUGCCAGGCCUGCACCUCGCUGCUUCAUAGUCGCAAAAUGCUUCAGCACUACUUACAGACCAAGAACGGCGAGCCCAUUCCCUCCGCGGUUCUGCCUCGCCUCCAGAGACCCCCCCAGGCGUCUGCCAAGGCAGCAAGCCCCGAGUCGGAGGCUGCGGAGCAGAGGGCUCUGCGCACCGUCCAGUACAGCCUCCUGAAAAUCCUCAGCAAAUGUCUUGCUGCCUUACGGCACUUCACCCCAGACAUCUGCCAGAUCCUUCUUGACCAGUCCCUGGACCUGGCAGAGUACAACGUCCUUUUCAUGCUGAGCUUUACCACCCCUGCCUUUGACUCUGAGGUGGCUCCCUCCUUUGGGACCCUCCUGGCCACCGUCAACGUGGCCCUGAACAUGUUAGGGGAGCUGGAUAAGAAGAAAGACCCAUUCACUUUGGCUGCAGGGUUGUCCCCCCAGCAGGAAGAGAACAAGACGCUCAAGCCUCUCCUGAUGUUUACAAUGGAAAACUGCUUCUACCUGCUCAUCUCUCAAGCGGUCCGGUACUUGAAGGACCCGUCAGUGCACUCGCGAGAUAAACAGCGCAUGAAGCAGGAACUGAGCUCGGAGCUGAGUACUCUCCUCUCCGGCCUGUCUCGCUAUUUCCGCCGUGGGGGUCCUUCUUCCCCUGCCGGGGGCGUUCUCCCCUCGCCGCAAGGGAAAUCCUCAUCCAAGAUUGGGCCUGAAAGUCAGGAGCCUCUCUUCCAGCUGGUUCAGACCUUUGUCAGACACGUGCAGAGAUAGAUCCCACCCACCCCGGCUGAAGAUUUCCACCCAAGUUCAUCUCCAUCCGCUUUUCGACCUCCAGCAUCAGGAAGUUUCCUGGUCUCUGCCAGCAAAGGACCCUCUCUGCGGGAUAUGGGAAGAUCUCCAAACUGUUCCUUGUUUUGUGUGUUACGAGUAAAUCUGGCUUGGCCUUAACAAGCCUGUCCCUUAUUUUUCUAACUUCUGUAUAGCCUAGGGUGGAAGGCAGAUGGAGGGAGCUUGACUAUCUCCCCUUCUCAAAAAAAAAAAAAAGAAUUGGGCAUUAACCUCAUAGUAUAAGGACCAUUUUGUGAUGGAGCUUUGCCAAAAUAAGUGCAGGGACCAUCUCACCUGCUUUUCACGGCACCAACUGGACCGGUCUUUGCUGCUCCAAGCGCAGAUGAGGUAUUUUUUUAAAGGCUGCGUCCUCUUUCCAGACAAGAUUUAAAGUCAGAAUCCCAUUGCUUGAGUCUCACUUUUUGUACUACAUGUUUCCUAUUUAUACUGAUUAAACACAUUUCUAAACAAAGCCGGGACUUAAAACCUCUUGAAUGUUGGGAGUGCCCUAGUUUGGUUUCUGCUUUCAAAUCAACGCUUUGGAAAAACGCAGCAGUGCAUAAAACGGUUGGAAGAGCUCAAGAAGGCUCUUUGGGACUUCGGCUUCUUCUAUGCGUUGCACGGCGAACCCACAGUUCUCGUCAGUGGCUGGUUUGCAGCUUAACGUCGCAUCCGAGCACGUAAAACUUUCUGCAGCUGUCCAUUUUGAUACAUGCAUGGAAUGAAACAAGCCUGCUUUGUUUUGGGUAGAUUGAAGUAUUGUGGUUGGGGGGGGAGGGCAGGCCGUGAUGGUUUCCUUGGUCUGUGUGUGCGCAGACAUGGUGGUGGUGAGAUUGGGCAAGGCAGGAAGCUGGCAGGUAAAGGAGGUGCUAGGAAGAGGGGGUGCACACAAAAUCAGUCUUCUGGCUUUUCUGUCCAGUCACUGCCGAUCUAUAACUCUAGUUCGUAGCAACCCCUUUUCGAUUUUGUGCACUUUUACUGCUGAUAGUGUCCCGUGUGUGAGAAGCGAUUCCCAGCCCACCUUUAAUGUGUGAAAAUCUGGAAGCAUCAAAAAACGCAAAGAGGGGUUACCCUCAUCUUUUGCCUGAGCUACUGUGCAGUAGAAAUGCAGAAUAUAAUCAGCUAGUGGGGUGAACAAAACCCUGCAGAGGCUGAGAGUCUACCUUUUAGAACUGACUCUAUUAACUUAAAUAAGCCGAGCGCAUCACUCCACCAGCGCUUGGGGCACAAGCUAAUAAACCUUACGACAUCCUGUUUUUAUGCCCAGGGUUUGCCAGCAAAGGAAACUUGCAGUGUCCAGCCUUAAAACCAUUAUUCCUUCAUUCUUGUUCCUUUUUUUUCCCUUAAGCAUUCGGGCGAGUAUUGACUUCUGGAAAAAAAGAUUUAGCACAUGAGCCCUAAUUCGACUCAUGUUCAGCUGGAAGAAGGCAGCUGGAGCAAGAAAGCAAGCGGCAGCUAUAACUUUUUAUUAAUCAAAGAUAGCAGUAACAAGAGUAUCGGACAUCUCCUUUACAUCUGAGCUCUUUGCUCACUUCAAAAAUCUGCAGUUUUUAAAGGAACUCGGCAAAGAAAAAGCAGAACCGUCACAGAAUACAAACAGCUGCAAGGAAAGAUGGGCGAGUCCGCCAGAGGCCGCCCUGCAGAGAAACGGGCUCUGGUCCCUCCCUCCUGGUGAGGCUCCACGUAUUUCCAGAGUCCGUGGCCCCGGUGGGCAGAAGCGUUCCUGACUCAGCCCAGGGUUACGUGACAAGCACCAGAGGAGGCAAAGACGCCGCCCGCUUGGGAGAAAUCCCUUUGAAUUGGGGGAAACCGUGCACAAGCUUUAAACCGAGCACACAGGAAGAACAUCUAUAACUUGCUCUUGAAAGAAAAGGACAGUAAGGUGUUUGUCUUAUGCUGGGGAAUAUCCCUACUGAUGCACGGGCAGCUGGUGACUCAACCUUUAUUUCCAGGGUUCAUGAUUUCUACUCCACCAGAUGCUACCUCCACUGAUUCCUUGGAAGCCUUUUUUAACAACUGGCUUGGGAAAACAACGGCAUCUUCCGCCCAAAGAUCGCGCCGGCAAGAGUCGGGGUCUUCUACCUGCCGAACAUCUGACCAACAGAGUUGGCAGCCUGGACCUACUGUGGGUUCAGCUCAGUCCUCUGAGAAGGGUUCCUUGAGAACCUCACAGAAUUCAGAAAUCGUUUCUGUUGCCAGCCUGGAAUAGAUCUCCAGAGGGGGCAAAGUCACCUAGCCCCAUAUGGCUGUUCUAAGAUUAAACUCGGGGGGGGGGGAAUAAAGCCCACACGGAGAACAGGCCAAGACUGAUUGGCAAGCAAGGAGUUGUCUGCAAGUCAGUAAAAA
Python bivittatus (Burmese python) is the source of this 8512-nucleotide messenger RNA. The record is from RefSeq and is a predicted model, not a curated record. Lineage: Eukaryota; Metazoa; Chordata; Lepidosauria; Squamata; Pythonidae.